This is a messenger RNA of Pistacia vera, 1280 nucleotides long. Its product is annotated as F-box protein At5g50450. Gene Ontology annotation, molecular function: protein binding. Bases 133 to 1191 code for a protein of 352 amino acids. The record is from RefSeq and is a predicted model, not a curated record. NCBI's taxonomy places the organism in Eukaryota, Viridiplantae, Streptophyta, Magnoliopsida, Sapindales, Anacardiaceae. The transcript is spliced from 3 exons.
AGUUAAAGAGAGAGCAGACAAAGCAACCACGACUCAUAUAAGAACAAAAUUUAAAGGAGCACACACACACACUCCCGUUUCUCUCGUAAUUACUCACCACUUUCUUCUUUGUCCUAACACACCAUCAAUCAAAUGUUUCUCAGGAAAAAACUCAAAACUUCUCCUAAAGUCGCCGCCAAACCGGAUAAACCGGACCUCGCCGAAAAACCUGAUCUUCUCGAUGGACUACCGGACGAUCUUGUCGUUUACAUCCUCUCCAAGCUCAGCUCCUCCGCUUCUUGUCCCUCAGAUUUCAUCAACGUCCUCUUAACAUGCAAAAGAUUGAACCAUUUAGGUCUUCAUCCACUGGUUUUAUCAAAAGCUGGUACAAAUACACUCGCAAUCAGAGCGAAGAACUGGUCAGAGUCGGCGCACCGUUUUCUCAAACUGUGUGUUAACGCCGGCAACACCGAUUCCGCCUACGCUCUCGGCAUGAUCCGGUUUUACUGUUUACAAAACCAAGCGAGCGGAACCUCUCUAAUGGCUAAGGCCGCCAUCAAAUCACACGCGCCGGCUCUUUAUUCUCUCUCCGUGAUACAGUUCAACGGCAGCGGCGCUUCUAGAAACGAGAAAGAUCUCCGAGCCGGCGUCGCGCUGUGCGCCCGAGCCGCUUUCCUCGGGCACAUCGACGCCGUACGUGAGCUAGGUCAUUGCCUUCAAGACGGCUACGGCGUGCGGCAAAACAUCGUGAAAGGUCGCCGAUUAUUAGUCGAAGCUAACGCACGUGAAUUCAUGCAAUCUUCACCUUUACCUCUGACGCGGACACCUCAUCCCAAACGUUUACAUUGCGGUUCAACUACUUCGGGUUGUCCGUUAUUAAGUGAUUUCGGGUAUAAUGUGGGUGAGCCCGAGAUGCACCCGGUGAACAGAUUCUUAAAAGAGUGGUUCGAGUCGGGUAAGGGUGAGUUAGCCCCCGGUUUAAGGUUGUGUUCGCAUAGGGGGUGCGGUCGACCCGAGACGCGUUCACACGAGUUCCGACGGUGUUCCGUUUGUGGGACCGUAAAUUAUUGUUCUAGAGGAUGUCAGGCGCUUGAUUGGAAGUUGAGACAUAAGAAAGAAUGUGUACCGAUGGAUCGAUGGAUUAUUGAGGAUGAUGGUGAUGGGGUUGAAGGAAUGGAGAUCGUGGGAGCUGGGAAUGUGGGGCCCGUUUGAUGAUGGGGAUUAGAAAGCGAAUUUUAGUGUGAACUUGGGGGUAUGAUGUUCAUUUUAUUUUAUUUACUUUUGUGUAGAUAUGUUAUAAA